CCACUUAAGCAGCCUUUAUAACAAAAUUGCUUUUGAGUGAAUAUAUGUAAAACUUGGAGAUUCUCUGCCAGAAAUUUCAGUAGACGUUUAAGUUUACCAACGUCAAAAAUUGGGCAAACAUAAUUAAACACACAAUAUUUAACUUAUCACUCAUUUGCAACUAAUAUAACGUUUCAAAGGCUUCACUAUGGCGUCACAUCAAUACCAUCAAAUUGCCAAUUUGCUGGAAAAAAUGACGUCGACGGACAAGGACUUUCGUUUCAUGGCGACAAACGAUUUGAUGACGGAGCUACAGAAAGAUAGCAUUAUUCUGGACGACGAGUCUGAGAAAAAAGUGGUACGAAUGGUGCUGAAGUUGUUGGAGGAUAAGAACGGAGAAGUCCAGAACUUAGCAGUGAAGUGCUUGGGACCGCUCGUAAACAAGGUAAAGGAGAUCCAGGUGGAGACCAUUGUAGAUUCGCUGUGCGCCAACAUGAUGUCGAAUACGGAGCAGCUGCGCGACAUCUCGAGCAUUGGCUUGAAGACAGUGAUUGCCGAACUACCCCAGUCCUCCAACUCCUUGGCCCCAAAUGUCUGCCAAAGAAUUACCGGCAAAUUGAGCACAGCCAUUGAAAAGGAGGACGUCUCUGUAAAACUGGAGUCACUGGACAUAUUAGCUGAUUUGCUUUCCCGCUUUGGGGAGUUUCUGGUACCCUUCCACAGCACCAUUUUGAAGGCCCUGAUGCCCCAGUUGGCCUCCUCACGCCAGGCUGUUCGGAAGCGUACCAUCGUAGCCCUGUCGUUUCUGCUAAUACAGGCCAACAGCAACGCCUACAAUGGUGUCAUUGAUCACCUGCUCGACGGCCUCGAAAACCCACCAAAUCCUGCUGCCAUUCGAACUUACAUUCAAUGCCUGGCUUCGAUAUGUCGACAGGCUGGCCAUAGGCUUUGCAAUCACAUUGAUCGCUCUAUGCUGUUGUUGAGCCAGUACAGUCAACGGGAUGAUGAUGAGUUGCGUGAGUUUUGCCUGCAAGCCUGCGAAGCCUUCGUUAUGCGUUGCCCAGAUGCCAUAAAUCCGCACAUUCCCAUGAUCCUGGAGUUGUGCCUCAACUACAUCACCUACGAUCCAAACUACAACUACGAGACCGAUGAUGGCGAUACUGGCAACGCCAUGGACACAGAGGAUGAUGAGUACGUUGACAGUGAAGAGUACAGUGACGACGAUGAUAUGAGUUGGAAAGUUCGUCGUGCUGCAGCCAAGUGCUUGGAGGUUUUAAUUUCUACGCGCCAGGAGCUCAUUGAAGACUUUUAUCGCAGUUUGAGUCCUGCUUUGAUCGCUCGUUUCAAGGAGCGCGAGGAAAACGUUAAGUCCGACAUAUUUCACGCGUAUGUAGCUUUGCUAAAGAACACUCGCCUGAGCGACGACGUGGCCAACGACCCCGAUUCAAUGGAUCAGGUAUCGGGACCGACGUCACUGCUAAUUGAACAGCUACCACUUAUCGUAAAAGCUAUACAGCCGUUAAUGAGGGAAAAAUCGAUGAAAACUCGUCAAGAUUGCUUCCUCUUACUGCGUGAACUAUUGAAUUCGCUACCAGGCGCCUUGGGUCCUUACUUGGAAAGCAUUGUACCAGGCAUAAGUUAUUCGCUGAAUGACAAGAGUUCAACCAGCAACAUGAAGAUCGAAUCUCUGGGAUUCCUGUAUUCCUUGCUCCAGGGGCAUCCACCUCAUGCUUUUCAUCCACAUAUACCCUCACUGGUGCCCCUUGUGGUAACUUCGGUCUUUGAUCCGUUCUAUAAAAUAGCAACAGAGGCACUUUUAGUGCUACAACAGUUAGUGAAGGUUAUUCGACCAUUGGAAGGAAAUGGUGCAAAGUCGGACUUUGAUGCACCCUCCUUCGUGGGACAGGUUUAUUCGUGCACAUUGCAGAAGUUGAAAGUCACGGAUGUCGACCAGGAGGUAAAAGAGCGAGCCAUCGCUUGCAUGGGACAGAUAAUAGCUAAUAUGGGUGACAUGCUGCAAAACGAGCUGGCCGUUUGUCUGCCAAUCUUCAUGGAGCGCCUGAAAAACGAAGUAACCAGGCUGAGCAGCGUUAAAGCCUUGACUCUGAUCGCAGCAUCAUCCCUUCGCAUUGAUCUAACUCCUAUCCUGCAUGACGUAUUGCCCGCUCUAGGCACAUUCCUGCGUAAAAACCACCGCGCCCUGAAGCUGCACUCUCUCGAUCUUAUAAACAAGAUCGUCAUCAACUACUCAAGCAACUUUGAGGCAAACCUAUUGCAGACAGCCAUUGUUGAGAUACCGCCACUUAUAUCUGACUCAGAUUUGCACGUCGCUCAGUAUUCACUGACUUUAUUAAGCACUGUAGCUCGGAGACAACCCCAAGCACUGGUCGGCAUUCAUGAACAGUUCUUGCGAUCGGUCCUGAUUUUAGUACGCUCUCCAUUACUGCAGGGAUCAGCAUUAAAUUGCACUUUGGAGCUUUUCCAGGCCCUGGUGCAAACACAGCUCUCUGGUCUUGACUAUCAUUCAUUGGUUUCGAAGCUAAUGGCUCCAGUUCUAGCGGGCAAUGGCGACGCCAAUUCCAGAAUCACAGCCGGUGCUCCCAGUGAGGUGGUGCAGCUGCACAAGCAGGCAUAUCAUUCAUCGGCCAAGUGCAUUGCAGCACUUACCCAACAGUGUCCUCAGGUGGCGACCCCAUUGGCCACAAAGCUGAUCACCGAUCUACAGAAGCGCAAUGAUACGGAAAUUAUUUUCUGUUUGCUUACCAUUGGAGAAAUUGGCAGACACUUUGAUCUGAGCACUAUACAGGUUCUGCCGCAAACAAUUAUCGAGUGCUUUGGAGCCACCUCAGAGGAUGUUAAAGCAGCCGCUUCGCAUGCUCUCGGUGCGGUAUCCGUAGGCAGUCUGCAAACUUACUUACCGUUGAUUCUAAAUGAGAUCGAGGUUCAACCCAAGAGACAGUACUUACUUCUGCAUUCGCUAAAGGAGGUUAUUUCAUCAUUGUCGGUGUCGCCAAGCGGACUCGCUCAGCUUUUGCCCUCGGUGCCAUCCAUUUGGAGCCAGCUGUUUAAGCACUGCGAGUGUUCGGAGGAGGGUUCGCGCAACGUGGUGGCCGAGUGUUUGGGUAAACUGGUGUUGGUUAAUCCCGACGAGCUGUUGCCGCAACUACAGCAGGCCUUGCGCUCCGAGAGCGCUACCAUGCGUACAGUGGUGGUCUCGUCUGUAAAGUUCACCAUUUCGGAUCAACCCCAACCCAUUGAUGUGCUGCUCAAGCAAAAUAUUGGCGAGUUCCUAUUCGCCCUUCGAGAUCCGGAGCCACAGGUACGACGCGUCGCUCUAGUGGCCUUUAACUCGGCUGUGCACAACAAGCCUAGCUUAGUGCGUGAUUUGCUGCCCACCCUCUUGCCUUGGUUGUACUCCGAGACAAAGGUGAAGAGCGAACUUAUUAGGGAGGUGGAGAUGGGUCCUUUUAAGCACACUGUUGAUGACGGUCUCGACAUUCGUAAGGCGGCAUUUGAAUGCAUGUACACACUUCUCGAGCAGGGCUUGGAUCGUGUGGAUGUAAUGCAGUUCUUGGACCAUGUGCAGGCUGGUCUCUGCGACCACUACGACAUCAAGAUGCUGACGUACCUGAUGACGGCACGCUUGGCUAUCUUGUGUCCAGAUAAGGUCCUUCUAAGACUUGAUCAAUUUAUACAGCAAUUACGUGAUACGUGCACCCACAAAGUAAAGGCCAAUUCUGUGAAACAGGAGUACGAAAAGCAAGAUGAACUUAAGCGUUCUGCCCUUCGUGCAGUGUCGGCGCUUUCGCAAAUACCCAAAGCAAAUAAAAAUCAGCAGUUGGUAGACUUCCUCAAGUCAAUCAAGGAAACACCAGAAUUGAACAAGACCUACGAGUAUAUACAGAAGGAUUCCAUCACUGGUAGUUCAGAUAUUAUAGUAAUGGAUCAAAGCUAAAAGGGAAACUUGGUUUCUAAUUCCUUUACUUAAAUAAGAAUAUGCGUGUGCGCACAAACAAGUAUCUCUUUUCUGAUAUAGCUUUUAAAUUUUCUAAUAAGAAAUAAAUGCAGAUGACUUGAAA
Molecule: messenger RNA, 4058 nt
Organism: Drosophila eugracilis
Lineage: Eukaryota; Metazoa; Arthropoda; Insecta; Diptera; Drosophilidae
Gene: Cand1
Product: cullin-associated NEDD8-dissociated protein 1
Exons: 8
Coding region: 188-3934 (1248 amino acids)
Biological process (GO): protein ubiquitination; SCF complex assembly
Cellular component (GO): nucleus
Source: RefSeq, a predicted model, not a curated record